Molecule: messenger RNA, 1773 nt
Organism: Heterostelium album PN500
Lineage: Eukaryota; Evosea; Eumycetozoa; Acytosteliales; Acytosteliaceae
Product: carboxylesterase/lipase family protein
Exons: 7
Coding region: 1-1773 (590 amino acids)
Source: RefSeq, a predicted model, not a curated record
AUGAGUUAUAACAUUAAAAGAAAUCAAUUUUAUGUUGAAUUUAGGUUUUGUUAUUGCAUAUAUGCAUACAUAAUGAAAGUAUAUCUAUACCUUUUAACAGUUUUGUCACUGUUAAUAAGUUUAUCUUUUGCAACGGAACAAGGUGCUCCAACCAAAACCAAGCCACAUCCCGUACAUGGUAAUGAUCCAUCAUUGGUUACCUAUGCUGAUGGUACUGUUCGUGGUCUUGUUUUCGAUAAACAUCGUACAUUCUAUGGAUUACCAUAUGCUAAACCACCAGUUGGUGAUUUGAGAUGGCAAAAUCCAUUACCACCAAAUGUUUGGGAAGAUAUCAGAAAUGCAACAUACGAAAGAGAUGGUUGUCCACAGGAAUGUAAUCUUGCCAGUUUCGCUUGUCCAGUGCAAGGAACCAAUGAAGAUUGUUUGUUCCUCAAUGUUUUCACACCGAUUUCCAAUACUACCUCGUUGAAACCAGUGUAUGUGUUUAUUCCAGGUGGUGCUUUCACCGAUGGUUCAGCUGAUGUUCCUCUGUACGAUGGAAAACACUUUGCAGAGGCUGGAAUCGUUUUGGUGACAAUCAACUAUCGUCUUGGAAUUCUUGGAUUCCUUGGUAACGAAGAUAUCAAUCUCUCUGGAAACUAUGGAUUCCUCGAUCAAAUCGCUGCACUUCACUGGGUGAGAAAUCAUAUUUCUGCGUUCGGAGGUGAUCCCGACCAGGUUUCUCUCGGUGGUCAAUCGGCAGGUGCAAUGUCGGUAGUUGGACAUCUCAUCUCUCCACUCUCGAACGAUCUAUUCCAAUCUGUAAUCGUUGAGUCCUCCCCUACCAGUUUGGGAUUCAAGACCAUUCAAGAAGCAAAAGAUAACUAUGCCAUCUUCUCAAGGAAAGUUAAAUGCACAACAUUCCAAUGUCUUAAAGAUCUCUCAGCAGCCGAGAUUACCAAAAUCCAAAAUGAAAUGAGACAAACUCUGAAUUUAACAAAUCCAAUUGGAACUAUCACCCAAUGGACACCUGUAAUCGACGGACCAGUAAUUCCAUCACAGCCACUCGAUGCAUUCGAACAAGGUAAUUUCAACCAUGUUCCAGUGAUUCUUGGUGAAAAUGUUGAUGAAGGGGAUGUUUUUGUAUAUCCAUUUUUUAAAUUGAAAUUGGCUAAAAUAAUUUAUAACCAGAUUGUAAAUACAAUUUUCAGAAAGUAUUCAUCUGAAAUCAAGAAUCAAGUGUUGGAUCUCUAUCCAGGAGUAUCAUUGCCAGGAGACAACAGACCAAUUUUGGCUAGACUUUUGAAUGAUCUUUUGUUUAAAUGUCCAAAUCGUUAUAUGGCACGUGCUCUUUCCAAAAAUGGUGAUAUGACUUAUCUAUAUAGAUACACACAUGUCAACUCAUUCAAUGGAUCGUUACCGUUUUGUCAUACUUCUGCUUGUCAUGGUGAUGAAUUACCAUAUGUUUUCAAUAGUUAUGAUUUGAUUGGAUUCAAUGUUAGCGUUGAAGAGAGAGAAAUGGCUGCGAAUAUCUCCAACUAUUGGUACAAUUUCAUUGAGAAUGGUGAUCCAAAUUUAGGAGCCGAAACACCUGUUGGAUGGCCAAGAUAUAUUCAAAACGACAAGGCCUUGAAUGCUAUCAAGUUAAGAGUCAAAAUACGUAUGACCAAUCUUGACAAUAUCUCUGAAGGUUGUGACCUUUUCGAUGAGUUAGAUAAAGCAACAGAAAAUCUUCACUUUUACUAUUUUGGCAAAAAAAUCGAUUUUCAUUUCAACGUUCCUUGUUUCGAGUAA